This is a messenger RNA of Hyla sarda, 1272 nucleotides long. RefSeq names its product DnaJ heat shock protein family (Hsp40) member C22 (gene DNAJC22). Lineage: Eukaryota; Metazoa; Chordata; Amphibia; Anura; Hylidae. The coding region runs from base 34 to 1158 and encodes 374 amino acids. The record is from RefSeq and is a predicted model, not a curated record. The transcript has 3 exons. Gene Ontology annotation, biological process: endocytosis. Gene Ontology annotation, cellular component: plasma membrane; early endosome.
CGCAGGUAACCUGGUGACCCAUACCUUACUAGAAUGGGGAAACGGCUCAUGGUGGCUUUUGGCCUUUGGGCCAUAGGUGGCCCGCUUGGAUUACACCAUAUAUAUUUGGGUCGGGACAGCCAUGCCUUGCUUCUUAUGCUUACCUUGGGAGGUUUUGGAAUGGGAUGGAUGUGGGACUUCUGGAAGAUUCCAGGACUUGUAGCCCAAGUAAAUAAACAAAGUAAAAAAGCAAACAAAGUGAAGGAAGGAACACCACCAGCAAGCUCUAUUCGCUUCAUGGCACAGGUGACUACUGGCAUUUAUUUUGGUCUAGUAGCAGCUAUCGGACUAUCUUCCCUUACCAGUUACUAUAUGAUUGCUCUGCCGCUAGCUGUUGGAUUGGGAGUCCAUCUUGUGGCAAGUGUAGGUGAUCAAACGUCUAACCUGAAGAACACAAUGGUAGCCGCAUUCCUGACGUCACCAAUAUUUUAUGGCCGUGCGGUCUCCAUGAUCCCCAUCAGUCUCACGGCAGCCAUCACUUCUCAACAACACAGAAAAUAUCGACUACGAGAACAGAAUGAUGAAAAUCUCAGCCUGCGCCUAUACCGCAUAGGGCUAGCCUACUUGGCAUUUACUGGCCCACUGGCUUAUAGUGCUCUUGUAAAUACCAGCCGCACUGUUAGCUAUGUGGCUGGAUGCAUUGGGUCCUUGCUGGACUGGUUGAGCUUUUUUCCCAGCCUGAGUGCAAUAGUGGAAAGAAUUCUCUUACUACCGUACAGAGUCUGGGGGCUUUUUACAGGAGGAGGUUUCCAUGAUCAUUACUUUAAAGACUGGGAAAAGAUUUAUGAAUUUGUGGCCAGUUUCCAAAAUGAAAAGGAAGAAAUGGCCUGCAAGAUUCUAGGAGUGAAUUCUGAUGCCACCAUAGAAGAAAUAAAUCACCAUUAUCGGGACCUUGUAAAGGUGUGGCACCCUGACCACAACAGGCACCGACCUACAGAGGCUGAAAAGCAUUUUAUUGACAUACAAGCAGCUUAUGAGACUCUCUCUCAUAUUUGGAAGAGCUCUUCGCAGAGACUAUCCAGCAAAAUGGAAGAUCAGAGGGAUCACCGCACCAGGACCAGAUCGCUACGAGGUCAAGUGCUCGCUCUACAUGGACGACGUGACCGUCUUCUGCGCUGACCAGUGUUCGGUGACUGCACUUGUCCAGACCUGCGAGGACUUCGGCAGAGCUUCAGGGGCAAAAGUCAACUGCGGGAAGUCGAAAGCUAUGCUCUUCGGGGAAUGGCACCUGGC